GUACGAAAAUUACAUCAUUGUUUGUGCUGAUGGCAGAAUUCUCCUGUCCAGAUGACCAAAACCAUUGUCCAUAUUAGUUCGGUUGGGUCUUCAUGGUGCACUGUCUCUGUGUCUCAAAAUAUCUACCAGUCAAGAUGAGGGAAAUCGUGCAUAUCCAAGCCGGCCAGUGCGGUAACCAGAUUGGCGCCAAGUUCUGGGAGGUGAUCAGCGAUGAGCACGGGAUCGACCCCACAGGCACCUACCAUGGAGAUGGCGACCUGCAGUUGGACAGAAUCAGUGUGUACUACAACGAGGCAACAGGUGGUAAAUAUGUACCCAGGGCCGUCCUCGUGGACCUUGAGCCUGGCACCAUGGACUCUGUGAGGUCUGGACCCUUUGGACAGAUCUUCAGGCCAGACAACUUUGUGUUUGGCCAGAGCGGUGCUGGUAACAACUGGGCAAAGGGCCACUACACAGAGGGAGCAGAGCUGGUGGACUCUGUCCUGGAUGUAGUGAGGAAGGAGGCAGAAAACUGUGACUGCCUGCAGGGAUUCCAGCUCACCCACUCCCUGGGUGGAGGCACGGGGUCGGGUAUGGGCACCCUGCUCAUCAGCAAGAUCAGAGAGGAGUACCCUGACCGCAUCAUGAACACCUUCAGCGUGGUGCCCUCACCAAAGGUAUCAGACACAGUGGUGGAGCCAUACAACGCCACCCUCUCAGUUCACCAGCUUGUGGAGAACACAGACGAGACGUUCUGCAUUGACAACGAGGCCCUUUAUGACAUCUGCUUCCGCACGCUCAAACUGACUACGCCAACCUACGGUGACCUCAACCACCUGGUGUCAGCUACCAUGAGCGGCGUCACCACCUGCCUGCGCUUCCCUGGCCAGCUCAACGCUGACCUCCGCAAAUUGGCCGUCAACAUGGUGCCCUUCCCCCGUCUGCACUUCUUCAUGCCCGGCUUCGCCCCCCUCACCAGCAGGGGCAGCCAGCAGUACCGUGCCCUCACCGUGCCAGAGCUUACCCAACAGGUGUUUGACGCAAAAAACAUGAUGGCCGCCUGCGACCCUCGUCACGGCCGCUACCUUACUGUGGCCGCAGUGUUCCGGGGCCAAAUGUCCAUGAAGGAGGUGGACGAGCAGAUGCUUAAUAUCCAGAACAAGAACAGCAGCUACUUCGUGGAAUGGAUCCCCAACAACGUGAAGACCGCUGUCUGCGACAUCCCACCCCGCGGCCUCAAGAUGUCUGUCACCUUCAUCGGCAACAGCACAGCCAUCCAGGAGUUGUUCAAGCGUAUCUCUGAGCAGUUCACCGCCAUGUUCCGCCGCAAGGCCUUCUUGCACUGGUAUACUGGAGAGGGCAUGGACGAGAUGGAGUUCACUGAGGCAGAGAGCAACAUGAACGACCUGGUGUCUGAGUACCAGCAGUACCAGGACGCCACCGCUGAGGAAGAGGGAGAGUUCGAGGAGGAGGCUGAAGACGAUGACGCUUAAAGACAGAGCUUUGAAAAUGAAGAUUGUAUUCGAAGGGCCAAAUGAAGCUGUGAAACCACAUAGGAAAAAAACAACCUCAAAGUAACUUAGAAGCAAGAAAAAGUUAAAGGGGUCCUAAAACCAAUGUUGAGCUUUUUUUUUAUCUAAUGGAAAAUAUUAUAGUAAUCUAGAUACACCCCUUGUGACUGCAAAUAAAUGAACGAAUGUUCA
Salvelinus fontinalis (brook trout) is the source of this 1682-nucleotide messenger RNA. Its product is annotated as tubulin beta-4B chain-like. Gene Ontology annotation, cellular component: cytoplasm; microtubule. Gene Ontology annotation, biological process: mitotic cell cycle; microtubule cytoskeleton organization. NCBI's taxonomy places the organism in Eukaryota, Metazoa, Chordata, Actinopteri, Salmoniformes, Salmonidae. The transcript is spliced from 5 exons. The coding region runs from base 93 to 1472 and encodes 459 amino acids. Gene Ontology annotation, molecular function: GTPase activity; GTP binding; structural constituent of cytoskeleton. The record is from RefSeq and is a predicted model, not a curated record.